Molecule: messenger RNA, 4843 nt
Organism: Pogona vitticeps (central bearded dragon)
Lineage: Eukaryota; Metazoa; Chordata; Lepidosauria; Squamata; Agamidae
Gene: MYBBP1A
Product: MYB binding protein 1a
Biological process (GO): regulation of DNA-templated transcription
Cellular component (GO): nucleolus
Molecular function (GO): RNA binding; sequence-specific DNA binding; transcription factor binding
Source: RefSeq, a predicted model, not a curated record
CGGGAGGACCCGCUUCCUAACCCGGAAGGGGAGGCUGGCAUGUGUCUGCCGCCUUCCCCACGUGCGUUGCGUCCCAGCGAUGGCCGCGGAGGAGGAGGAGAGCGGCGGCGAUCAUCCUCCCCGGGGGCCAGAGGCGUCCAGCCCGGCCGCGAUCGCCCACCCGGGUCGGCUUCUGGGUCAGAACCGGCGGUUCCUGGAUUUCUUCUGGGACCUGGCCAAGCCCGACCAGGGGGUCCGCCUCAAGGCCACCGAGGGGCUCCUCGAAGACCUGCGGGAGAGCCCGGCGGAUGGCGAUCUGUUGAAAUACACGUUGAAACGGCUGGUGGACGGGUUAGGAGCCACCCGGGAAACGGCCCGUCCUGGGUUCAGCUUGGCUUUGGCCCAGGUAUUGCAGACUUUUGAGGAAAUACCCCUCCUCACCGUCUUGGAACAAAUCAAAGAAAAAUACGACCUUCACAAAGUGAAAAAGAAACUUUUCAGAAAUGCUUUGUUUGGCAACUUUUUUGGGGUGCUGGCCCUGUUCCAGUCUGGACGCCUCGCUAAGGCGUCGAAGGCUCUCCUGGAAUGCGUCCAGCUUCUUCAAGGCCUCUCCGAGCAUUACGCCCACCUGAAAGAUCUUCCCCGGAAGACACUGGCCGACAUUGUUGCUGAGAUCCCUGAAGCUGUUUUUGAGGAAGUUCUCUUUAGCAUCCUGGAAGAUGAUCUCACCUCAGCUUUUAGCACUCCCGGGCAGCUCUACCUCUUACUGGUCGGCAUCCAGAACUUCCCAAAGGUUCUCCGGCCAGAGAAGCUGAAGGUGCUUCUGGGCACGUCGGCUGUCGUCACGACGGAAAACAUUCCCAGGUUGGUGGAGGUUUUGAAAAUGGCGGCAAAGUCUGAGAAGAGGGACCGAUCUCUUCCAACCGUCGCCCUGGACUUGGUGAAGGUCGCCUUGAAGGAAGGCACUUUUGAACUCUUCUGGAAAGAAGCCAUUGAAAAAGGACUGCUUCUGGAUCAUACAGGACCGUGCAGUUACAUGUGCUUCCGUUUGCUGGGCAGCGCUCUUCCACUUCUGUCUCUCAGCCAGCUAAAGAUGGUUCUCCGAGGGGAAGUGAUGCGCCAGUACGGGAUCCAUGUUGUGUCCACAAAGCUGCCCAAUAGGUUUAAGUUCGCCCCGGAGAUGGAAACACUGGUGGGCUCCUUUCUGGAAGGGUGCCAGGACCCCGAAAAGCAGCUGGCGGUCAUGGUCGGCUUCUCCACCCUCACCAAUCACGGGUACCCGGUCGUGCCCACCUUCUGGAGAGUGGUGAAGCAUCUCCUUCCUGGCGCCCUGUUGAAAUACAUCGAUUGGCUGAAGGACAUGUUCGUCCAUCCGGACCUGGAGGCCUGCGUGGAUUUUGCUACCAAGCGGCAGCAGCAGAACGAGAAAAAAACAAAUACGGAGUUGACUGAGCACUGCGUGACCCGCUUGAGGAAAUGGCUCAUCGCCCGUCUCGUGGGGAUUGUCGAAAAUCCGCAGAUAAAAAGGGAAGAAGCGUUUGUGACCGACGUUUCCAGGUUCUGCUUCUUUCAUGCUUUUUUCAAGACCAGGAAACCGACCCCAGAGAUAACAGAGACGGGGGAUGUCCCGUCGGUGCCUCUGAGCGAGUCGACUCACACGGCAACCGCGGAUUCGUUUUUUAGUUUGCUUCAGCAUUUGAACACGAUGCCCGCCCUUGGGGAGUCAGCCGAAGCAGAGGAGCUGAGGAAGAAGCACCUCCAUGGCUUGACCACCAGCGGCGACCCCUGGAUCUAUCUCGUCGUCCGGUACGCUGACCUCCUGCUUUCCCGGCCAGAGCAUGCCGAGGCUGUGGUACCGUUUAGCAAAGAGGAGAAGUUUGCCUGGGACCGGAUGUUAAAAACGGUGGAGACCCUGCAGAAGAAAGAGAGGAAGAGUCGUACGUUAAAGACCGCAGCCUUCCAACACCUUCUCCUCUUGGUUGGCAUUCACUUGUUCAAGUCUCCUGCCGAGUGUGUACCCCUCCUGAACGACUUACAGAACUGCACCAAGCGGGCCUUCGGGGAGAAGCCCCCAAAGAGAAAAUUGGCUCCAGCCAGUGGGGAAGAGGAACCCGAAUGGGUGGAGGUGAUUGUGGAAGUCCUCCUGUCGCUUCUAGCCCAGUCCAGCGCCCUCAUCCGGAAGGUGUGCAAGAGCGUGUUCGGGCUGGUGUGUCAACACAUGACGAAGGAAGCCCUACAGCUUGUGCUGGACGUUCUUGAUCCAAAACAAGACCAGGAUGAAGAGAAUGCAGUGGUGGUGGUAGAAGACACUCAAAAGAGGAAAUCUUUACCAGAUCAUGAGAACACAAACGAGGAAAGCGACGAAAGUUCGAGCGAGGGUAGCUCGGACGAAAGCGCCGUUGAGGGAGACGAGGAGGAGAUGCGAGAGACGGAUAGCGAAGCCGAGGGGGCGGUGGACGAGAAUUUCCGAGCCAUGCUCCAAAACGUUUUGCAGGCCGGGAGUGCCCUGGGUGGAGACGACAGCGACGAAGACGUUGACGACGAGACCAUGAUGUCCAUGGACGAGAACCUCUCGGCUCUCUUUGCCGAACAGCAGAAACGCAUCCAGGCCAAAAAAGACGAGAAGGAGAAGAUUCGGAAGGAGAAGAUCUUGCGUCGGGAAUUCAAAAUCAAGGUCCUGGAUUUGGUCGAGGUUUUUCUGGCGAAGCAGCCCGAGAACCCCCUCGUCUUCCUGGUGAUCGACCCCCUUCUCUCCGUGAUCGAACAGAGUAUGAGCUCGGAAUCCAAUAAGCAGGAACAGGAUUACCUCCGAAAGACCGCCGAUAUUUUCACGAACAGUUUGUGUCGAUCCAAGCAGUACUGCAAAAACGUGGCCCCCAUCCGCGAGGAACUGCACACCCAGCUGGAGAGCUUGGUCAAGAGAGCGUGUAAGCAGAGUGACUCCUCGGUAGCCCUCUACUGCUUCAGCGCGUCUUUGUACCUCUUCCGCGUGCUGAAGGGGAACCCAGGAACAGACCCCAUGGAAGCCCAGCCGAAAAAGAAGCUGAAGGCCAGCGGAGGCAGUGGGACGCCAGCUGGUCAGCCCUUGACCGUCGGCAGUCUGGAUUUGGACCGAGCGGUCGGGAUCUACGACGAGGCUUUGAAGCUCUUCUUGACGAAACGCAAAAGUCCCCUGACAGGGGCCAUGUUCCUCGAUCUUUUUCAACGCCAACCGGUCAUCUGCAAGCCGCUGAUGGCCACCGUGGUCAAGUCCAUCACGGAUGGAGCCCGGCAGCACCAGCAGGCUCAGGCGUGCAUGCUUCUCCUGAAAGCUCUGCAGACCCGAGAUUUCAGGGCCUCGAUGUCGGAAAAAGACUGGGAAUCGUUGAUUUGCGAGAGCACGGAUCAAGUCACCCGGACUUUAAAGAUGACAAACGAAUUCAAGGUCAAGGUCGACCAAGAAAAAGUCCUCAAGUGCCUGGAGCUGCUGAAUUAUCUCAUCAGGACGGCGACCAAAGAGAAUCUCAGCGUGGAGCUGUCCGAGCUGCGUGUGGUGCUGCAGGAGCUGGGGGCGCACGGAGGUGUCGGGAAAUCCGUCCGGCUUGAGGAUACCUACUGGAAUGUGAUGACGCUCCUGGGCUACGUGAGACCGGUGAAGGAAAAAGCCCCCACCAAGCCUGCCAAGACGAGCAACGUCGAGCCUCUGAAACGGAAAAAGAAAGGUUUUCUUCCGGCGACCAAGAUCCGUAAAAACCGUAAGAAGGUGCCCACCGCCGGCCAGUCCCAAGAGGAGGGGGCCGAGAAGAGCAGCCACGAGACCGUCGUGGAGGAAACCGGCACCGGCCUGGCGGGGAAGAAGAGGAAAUGGAAGAAGAAGAAGAACAAGAAGAAGAAGAAGCAGCAACAAGCCAGCGGAGGAACCGAGGGCGAAGGAUCCGGACAAGGUCCUCCGGCGAAGAAGGCGACGCGGCUGCCCGGGGUGUCCAGAAAGACUCAGGCCCGGGCCGAGGGGUUGAAGAAGAAAAAGCCAAAGAAGAAAGGGAAAAAGACGGAAACGCCUUCUGCGACGAGCCAAACAGGUUGAGGAGCGGGAGGGAGACGCGGUGGAUUUUUUCUGAGCAUACAGAGAAAUAGCGGGCAAUUCAGCCGUCCCAUGGCCCACGUGCAGCCCUUUAACGCACCCCAUAUGCCCCCCGUGAAGCGGGCACGAUAAUACCGUUUUUAUUAAUUCCCGACUGAUUUGCUCGGUGUGUUUCAAAGCUGAAAAAUCACUUUUUCCCCCUCUUAAAAAAAACACAACAGCAGCCAGUUGCUUCCGUUCCUGAAAUGUCUUUUCAGUCCUAAGUCAGAUCCUCGGCCCUUCUUUGACGUAAAAAUGACACAUCACGGCCCCCCACAGGCUUCGGGGGGGGCACCGUCUGUCAUUUGGGGGCCUCCAGGAGGGGGUUUCAAAGUCUGAAGGAAGGCAGAAGUAACUCUUUUUCAAUGCAGAACAUCCAUUUUUUUGCACGGUCACGCGAUUCUGAUCAUCCAUCCCCGUUGUCCGACACUUAUGUGCUGUGUGGGUGCUUUUUUGUAAUCUUGCACACACUCAGAGGAAGAGGAUCUAAGAUAGAGGACCUCAAAAGCACACCCUGGGUUUCUGUUGAAAAAGUGUCGUGUAUUUGAUGCUUAGAACUAAACGUGUAACUCUAAACUUAGCUGCACAUUGACAGCUCCAUGAAACAUUUGAUCGAUUUGAUCCCGAUCUCUUUGAUUAAGUAUCUGAUACGUCAAUAGCUUCGGGUUGUUUAUUGGUGUAUGUAUAUACUUUUUUGUAUGUACAACAUAGAGAGCAAAAUGGUUUUUUAAAAAUCCUUAAAUAAAGAUCAGUUUUUAAGAAGCA